AUGAUGUAUGAAACUUAUGGAUUAGGUAAUGGAUAUUUAAAUUUGUAUUAAAUCAAAUCUUAAUUCCAAGUGAGUACUUGGCGUAAUAGUGCGACAGUUGAAGAGGCAUUUAAUUAUUUGAUGAAUGUUUUUACUCCAAAAUAUUUUGCUAGCCAAUUUAAGUCAUCUCAUAUUCCACUUUCAAAUUUAAUUGUAGCCUAGACAAGAAAUGCUAUAUAUAAAUGCAAUACUAAUGUUAUAAAUUGCGAAUAUGGAUCAGAGUAAUAUUAGGAAGUAUAAUUCCAAGCUUUGGAUGCCAAUAAAUGCGUCUCUAAAAAUUGUUCCGAAUUCAUUUCAAGUCAAAAUGCUUUUGGAGGAAUAUAAAUAGGAAUAGAUGGUCAUUACUAAACCUAUUACGAUUUCUAUUAUUAUAGUGUAUUAAAAAUAGCAGAUAAUUACACCGAUUUCUAUACAAAGUUGAUUGAAAAUAAAUGGGUUGAUAAUCAUACUGAAUCUAUAGGGAUAUUUGGAUCACUUUACGAUUUGAAUAGUUAGCAGUAAGUUCAGAUAACUUUGCUGUUGGAAUAGCAAUAUGCUAAAUUCCCCUUAUCUUUAUAGGAAACAUUUUUCCAAUUGCCAUUUUUUGAUUUCAAAGACACUCUGCAUAUAUUGCUGUUUUCCUAUUUGAUAUUUAUUGGUCUUCUGAAAAUAUUUAGAACCAUGUUGGAAUUAACCUAUAUAUUUUCAAGAUUCAAUUUUUUUUUCUAAUUGUACAACUUUGCAGCACUUAUUGUGUAUUGCAUAGUGCAUUUUCAGAUUCUUAUAGUGAGAGAUCAAGCUUAAGAUAACAACUUACUGUUUUCUAGAACAGUUUUAGAAAAGAAUUUUAGUGGGAAGAUCUUAUCUGUUGGAACUGCCCUACUAAUUAAUGAUUAUUAAACAACCGAGGAUGUAGGGAAAGUCCUGCUUUUAUUAAGUUAUCCAUAUUCAUUUGUGCAAUUUAUAUUGUUUUUUAAUGCGGAGUGGAUACAGAAUUAUCACACGUUAUAGAUGCGUACAAUGCCUGGAUUAUUGACUUGUACUGUCUUAUCUUUAUCAAUGUACACCUUAACAGUUUUGCCUCAAGGCUUUUUAGAUAAAUAAUAUAGGACUGGUCACCACUCUAUCAACUAUAUAGCUUAUCUAUUUGCUUAAUUGUUUUUAGACAAUUAUCAAGAAAAUGAAGAAGAAAAAUAAUUAUUAAGCAUCAUAAUUGAGAUCCUGCAUUAUCUAUUUCAGAUUCUAAUAGCUUUGUAUGUGAUUGCAUUGUCAAUAGAGGGGUUCAGGAAGGCUUCAAUUUAUGAGAUGCCCUAUCAAACCAAGUAUGACAAAGAGUUCAUAUAAAAUUUUGAUAAUCUUAACAUAAAAAUAAAUAAGGUCUUAAAAUAGGUGUAGAAGUUGUUUAUAAAGGAGAAACAAUCUCAAGGGAAGAAAAUAAUUAGAAGAGAAGAAGAUAAAUAAUCUUAAAUUUUGGAUGACGAAGAAACCUUAAGUGAUCUGUCGGAAUCUAAGUCUGAUAAAAUACUGAUAGUUUUUGAAAUUAAUAAUGCAUUCCUAGAGGAUAUUAAUAGAUUCAAAGCCAGAAGAGAUGCUAAUCAAUAUGCAUAAAAGAGAGUGAAGUAUUCGAAAUCCAGCAAGGAUUAAGCUUCGUCUUAAAAGAUAAGAAUUAUUCAAUCUCUGCUUUAAAAGGAUAAGGUCAAUCAAAGGUUGCAAGUAAUGCUUAGCAAACAUUGUAAUUAUGAAUAAAUAUUUUGA
Molecule: messenger RNA, 1773 nt
Organism: Paramecium tetraurelia
Lineage: Eukaryota; Ciliophora; Oligohymenophorea; Peniculida; Parameciidae
Exons: 3
Source: RefSeq, a predicted model, not a curated record